Messenger RNA from Fusarium subglutinans, 2079 nucleotides. Its product is annotated as oleate-activated transcription factor 1. NCBI's taxonomy places the organism in Eukaryota, Fungi, Ascomycota, Sordariomycetes, Hypocreales, Nectriaceae. The record is from RefSeq and is a predicted model, not a curated record. Gene Ontology annotation, molecular function: DNA-binding transcription factor activity, RNA polymerase II-specific; zinc ion binding; DNA binding. Bases 1 to 2079 code for a protein of 692 amino acids. The transcript has 4 exons. Gene Ontology annotation, biological process: regulation of DNA-templated transcription; DNA-templated transcription.
AUGGAUACCGAAGACAGCCCCGGAAUCCCCAGAUCCAGCAAACGGCGCCGUCUCAAUUUCGCAUGCAACUACUGUCGGAGUCGCAAAACGCGCUGCGACGAGCAGCAGCCCUCUUGCCAGGCUUGUAUCCUCGCCGGAGUUACCUGCGUUACGGAAGAUAGGCGCAGACCGGGCAAGGUGAUCAAGAGACGAGAGGCGGGCAAGUCAACGGAUGGAGGAUCUGUUACUUCUGCGAGUCCGUCGGAGUAUGGACUGCAGACUGCGGCUGUGGAGAGGAGGCAUUCUGUUGUUGAGCCGCGGACUAUUGAGGUCGUUACUGGGCCGAUUCGCGCGCGGUCGCAGAGUCCGAGACCGUCGCAGAGUAGAGACUCUUCUCAUACAGACGCGAUUAGCAACCCGCUGCCGAUCUGGCGUCAAAGCGCUGGCACCACGUCUUUCCAGAUAUUGACGGAGUGGCUGGACCUGGCUUGUUUCCGGCUGAGCAUUCCCUACCAUUUUGGCUCUUAUCCACCCUCUACUCUGAACCCUCCAUCGGCAUCUCAACACGGAAUUCCGAUCACGCCGGAGACGUGGGUACCCCAGACUUUGUUCGACGCGUAUGCGAGGGAGAUACAUACGUUUUACCCUGUUGUGAGGCUCGACCAGGCUCGUGCGGAUGUAGUGCAAUCUCACCCAGGGAACUUGGCGUCGCAUGCUGUUGACAUUGCAGCGCUGAGAAGUCAUCUACUCUUUGCUGCAGGAGGUUGUAUCCUCCAACAUGCCGGGCGAAAGCCUUACAUGACUGAAACACUAUCAUUAGCCCGCAACGCACUGGGUCAUCUCAUCGGCAACGUAUCAUACGACACCAUCGAAGUCCUCUUUCUAUUCUCAGUAUGUCUCCGACUCAACGACGAGAUCAUAUCAGCUUGGACAACACUUGGCAUCUGCCUUUCAAUCGCCCACUCCCUCGGCCUCAACAAACCUGGGAAGAAUAGGAAAAAACCUCUGGAUCUCGACGCCUGGAAUCCAGCGUGGUGGGCUUUAUACAGCUAUGAGAAACUAUUCUCGUUCCAGCUUGGAUAUGUGUCGACUAUCUCGGAUGAUGCAUUUGACACCUUGGAACUAGAUGUUGUCAAGUCUACUGCGCUUGAGCCAUCGCGUAUUGCGUUAUCGAUGGCGAGUGUGUUUAGUAAGAUGAGUCGUCGCUGUGCUACGGCAAGACAACUUGAGGAGAGGGCUAGUAGAAGGGCUCUUGAAGCGGUAGUCAGAGAGAAGGUUACUAGUACUGGAGAGGCAUUUCUGAUGUUGACGAACUGGGCUAAUAGUGUUCCUGCUGAAAAUCUGGGCCUCGCGUCAUUCGUGUCUUUACACUAUCACAACGCUCUCAUCAUGCUGAACCGCAACUCCCUCCUGAUCAGCAAAAACGCUCUACACAUGGCAGUAGAGAUCAUCGCCAAAGAUACACCGUGGGAGUACCAGAUCCGCAACGGUCAAUCAAUGGUUGCGAAUUCCGCACGAAAGAUCAUCCAUCUUCUCGCUGAUAACGAUGAUUCGGCGUCGCAUCUCUUCGCACCGGCUUACUUUCCGCUGCUUCAUGCUAUGUAUGUCCUGGCUGUUCAUAUUUUGAAACAGCCGCAUUCUCGUGUCUCAAAAAUCGACCAAAGCCUUCUUGUAACUGCUGCUGACUUAGUGCGCUGCUACUCUGUUGGCCUCAGUGAAGAGGAUCGCUUGAACACUAUUCUUAAUGGCCUUCUUUGUGUCGUCCAAGAAGCUAUGAAGCCUACCCCACCACACGAUAACGACCGCAACACUCCCGCGCUAAACUCGUCAACCAGCCUGUCCGAUCAGAAUGUGACACCUUUAACCGAUCAACAGACAUUCACAGAGGCCGUUGGCCAGUCGGAUCCUGCACUCGCAAGCAAUACUCAUUUCUCGAUGGAAGAAGGCAUACUCGAUCCGUUCUCGGGUCAGCCGUUCAACAUGCCGAUACUACCUGAUGAGAUUGGCUGUGACUGGGCCGAUUUUGAGAACUUGUUGCAGAGACUUGAGACAGAAGGGUCUUUGUACCCUCCUGAUGAAGGAAUGAUUAUUGAUAUAUAG